Molecule: messenger RNA, 858 nt
Organism: Phytophthora nicotianae INRA-310
Lineage: Eukaryota; Oomycota; Peronosporomycetes; Peronosporales; Peronosporaceae
Exons: 1
Coding region: 1-858 (285 amino acids)
Source: RefSeq, a predicted model, not a curated record
AUGCGUUGUCACUACGUUGUUCUACUUCUGGCUGUCAACAUUGUCGCUAGUAUCGAUGCCAAUUCAAUGACAACCGAAACUGCUUCUUUGGGUCCAUCACACACAGUACAGGACAAUGGUGUCUCCACUAUCCGGUAUCUGAGGUCAGUCGCUACUGGUGAAGAAGACGAAGAGAGAGUGGUCGUUAUGCCUGGCCUCAACUCCAUCAAGAAAAACCCAGUCCUUCAGAAUGUCAACAAGGUCUCGAACCGAGCAAAGUCGAUAAUCACGUCAGCAACGCUCCUGAAAUGGGCAAAGCAACAACGAUCUCCGGACUUAGUGUUCAAGAAGUUAAAACUUGACAAGACCGGGAGCAAGCUCUUCGAGAGUCCGGCUUUUAAUAUGUGGGUCACCUACACCAACAAGAUAUUCAAGACCGACGCAGACAGCGUGAUCUUUACUUCUUUGUCGAAGCGAUAUGGCGUUGCAGGCCUCAUGAGGAUGACUGAAACGGCAACGAAGGUUGAUAGUACGAAAGGCAUGGCGACGAAGCUGCAGAACAUUCAACUGGACGAUUGGAAAAAGCUUGGGAUGUCUUCGGAUGAUGCCUUCAAGGCGUUGAAACUCAACGAGAAAGUGGAUGAUCUUCUGACCAACCCGAAUUUGAAUACGUGGGUAAAGUAUGUGGAGUUGACGAAGAAAAAUACCAGGCUGAAUACGCCUAUGAUCGACACUUUCAGGGCCCACUUCAAAGAUGAUGCGUUACUAAAAAUGUUCAAGGCGGCUCAGAGCAAUCCGAAAACGAAGAGGAUGGGAGUACACUUGGAGAACUCGCUUACCAAUAUUUACCGUCUCCAGCAUUUGAAGAACACUAGCUGA